AGGGGAGGCGCCGGGGGCGCGCGCGCGCUGGGCGCUGCUGGGCUGCGGCGGCGGCGGCGGCGGCGGUUACUAUGGCGGAGUCGGCCGGAGCCUCCUCCUUCUUCCCCCUUGUUGUCCUCCUGCUCGCCGGCAGCGGCGGGUCGGGGCCCCGGGGGAUCCAGGCUCUGCUGUGUGCGUGCACCAGCUGCCUACAGGCCAACUACACGUGCGAAACAGAUGGGGCCUGCAUGGUUUCCAUCUUCAACCUGGAUGGAAUGGAGCACCAUGUGCGAACCUGCAUCCCCAAAGUGGAGCUGGUCCCUGCUGGGAAACCCUUCUACUGCCUGAGCUCAGAGGAUCUGCGCAAUACCCACUGCUGCUAUACUGACUUUUGCAACAAGAUCGACUUGAGGGUGCCCAGUGGUCACCUCAAGGAGCCCGAGCACCCUUCCGUGUGGGGCCCUGUGGAGCUGGUAGGCAUUAUUGCUGGCCCAGUCUUCCUCCUGUUUCUCAUCAUCAUCAUUGUUUUCCUUGUCAUUAACUAUCAUCAGCGUGUCUAUCACAACCGCCAGAGACUGGACAUGGAAGAUCCCUCAUGUGAGAUGUGUCUCUCCAAAGACAAGACGCUUCAGGAUCUUGUCUACGAUCUCUCCACAUCAGGGUCUGGCUCAGGGUUACCUCUCUUUGUCCAGCGCACAGUGGCCCGCACCAUUGUUUUACAGGAGAUUAUUGGGAAGGGCCGAUUUGGAGAAGUAUGGCGUGGCCGAUGGAGGGGUGGUGAUGUUGCUGUGAAAAUAUUCUCUUCUCGUGAAGAACGGUCUUGGUUCCGGGAAGCAGAGAUAUACCAGACAGUCAUGUUGCGGCAUGAAAACAUCCUUGGAUUUAUUGCUGCUGAUAAUAAAGAUAAUGGCACCUGGACGCAGCUGUGGCUUGUCUCUGACUACCAUGAACAUGGCUCCCUGUUUGAUUAUCUUAACCGCUACACAGUAACCAUCGAGGGCAUGAUUAAGCUGGCCCUCUCUGCUGCCAGUGGCUUGGCACACCUACAUAUGGAGAUUGUGGGCACUCAAGGGAAGCCUGGAAUUGCUCAUCGAGACUUAAAGUCAAAGAACAUCCUGGUGAAGAAAAAUGGCAUGUGUGCCAUCGCAGACCUGGGCCUGGCUGUCCGACAUGAUGCAGUCACUGACACCAUUGACAUUGCCCCAAAUCAGAGGGUGGGAACCAAACGAUACAUGGCCCCUGAAGUACUUGAUGAAACUAUUAAUAUGAAACACUUUGACUCCUUUAAAUGUGCUGAUAUCUAUGCCCUCGGGCUUGUAUAUUGGGAGAUUGCUCGAAGGUGCAAUUCUGGAGGAGUCCAUGAAGAAUAUCAGCUGCCAUAUUAUGACUUAGUGCCCUCUGACCCUUCCAUUGAGGAAAUGCGAAAGGUCGUCUGUGACCAGAAGCUACGUCCCAACAUCCCCAACUGGUGGCAGAGUUAUGAGGCAUUACGGGUGAUGGGGAAGAUGAUGCGGGAGUGCUGGUAUGCCAAUGGCGCAGCCCGCCUGACUGCGCUGCGCAUAAAGAAGACCCUGUCACAGCUCAGCGUGCAGGAAGAUGUGAAGAUCUAACCUGCUCCUCUCCCCUGCACACAACCCUGGGCAGCGAGAACUAUGUGCAGCUGCCAUGUUGAGCGUACAGUGGAGGCCUACCUCUCGUUUCUGCCCAGCCCUCUGGCCAGAGCCCUGGCCCACAAGAGGGACCGAGCCCGGGAGAUGCGCUCACUCCCAUGUUGGGUUUGAGACACAGACACCUUUUAUAUUUACCUCCUGAUGGCAUGGAGACUCUGAGAGCAGAUUAUGUGGAGAACUCAAUGCCACAACUCAAACUGGUUGCAGUGGGAAGUCCACAAAACCUGGUGCAUCUGGCACAUAGCCAGGAGUGGUGAAAGGGUGGCUGGGGAGGGGCCGGGAGGAGCCAAGCUGUUGCCAGUGCUAGGCAGCACUGGAGUUUUCCUCCAGAGACCAGCCUGUGGCACACCAAGGUGGUCCAGAGGAACCAGAAGUGUAGCCCCUCUCCCAGGCAGCUCUGAGCCACGCGCUCCCCUCCUCACGCAGACAUCGGGAGGGACUGCCAAUGGAGACGGAACCUGCUGCCUGUCUGUCCAGCCGUGUGUGCAUGUGCUGAGGUGCGUCCCUGUUGUGCCUGGUCUGUGCCACGCCCUUACACGUGUGUGUACGUGUGUGUGUUUAGGUACGCACUUACUUGCUUGAGCUUUCUGUGCAUGUGCAGGCCGGGGGUGUGGUGUCAUGCCGUCUCUGCGUGCUGGUGCCUCUGUUCAUAGUGAGCAGCAUCUAGUUUCCCUGGUGCCCUUCCCUGAAGGUCACUCCCUCCCUUCCUCCAGACCCUGCCCAGUGGCACUCUCUUCCCUGCUGGCUGCUCUGCCUGCCCUGUGUCAGCACAGUUCUCCAUUUCAGGCUGAGGAACCAAAGCUGGCCCAGUCGUCCAUGGCAAGAGAAGGUUUGGGGUCAAAAUGUGACUCUGGGAGCAGGGGUGGGGGUGGGGGGUGCAGUGAGAGCAGGGAAAGAAUCUUGGUGGAAGUCUUGGGUGUUGUGGUGAGCAUCAACCGUGGGAAAUGAGCUGGCCCAGAGCAUCGUCCUCAGCAGCAUCAAGGAAGAGCCAAGGAAUUUGAAGCUAGAUCUUGGGAUUCAGAUCGGAAUGUCACAUCUGUCUGUCCCAUCCCAGAUUCUGCAAACAGCAGUGUAUAUUUUUGGUGGU
Messenger RNA from Sciurus carolinensis (gray squirrel), 2736 nucleotides. It is a transcript of the gene Acvr1b, whose product is annotated as activin A receptor type 1B. The transcript is spliced from 9 exons. Gene Ontology annotation, cellular component: plasma membrane; activin receptor complex. Bases 72 to 1589 code for a protein of 505 amino acids. Lineage: Eukaryota; Metazoa; Chordata; Mammalia; Rodentia; Sciuridae. The record is from RefSeq and is a predicted model, not a curated record. Gene Ontology annotation, biological process: nervous system development; protein phosphorylation; activin receptor signaling pathway. Gene Ontology annotation, molecular function: ATP binding; activin binding; activin receptor activity, type I.